UGUAGCACGGCCUACGGCUUGCGGAGAACGUUUUCGGACGUCAACUGUCGUACCCCGGCGGAUACCGCAGCGCUGCGCCUCAACGCCGCGCGGCAGAGCCACACGCAGCGAGGGAGCUGUUCCCCGACGCCACCGCAGCGCUGUACGGACAGACCGCGCCGGGCGCCCGAGCACCGCCACGCCGCCGCAGCGCUCACAAAUCCACCAGAACCGACACGCCGCGCCGCCGAGCACCACAAACAACGCAACGAUGGACCACGGACCCCCGGGCGGCUACUACCCGGACGCGAAGCGGCAACGCACGGCCAAACCGGACCACGCCUUCUCCAAGCAGCAGUCCGGGUAUGAAUUUCAACAACAUAAAAUGAACGCUGCUGUUGCCGCGCAAGGAGGACGACAAAAGCCACCCGCCUCGAAAGUUGCGAUCAGACGAGCCGGCGGCAAGACCUGGCGCGACGACACUUUGGAACAGUGGCCCGAGGGCGACUUUCGCUUGUUCGUGGGGAACAUCGGCAACGAAGUUACUGAUGAGUUACUUUCUCAUUCGUUCGGGAGGUAUCCCUCGUUGGCUCGUGCGAAAGUGAUCAGAAACAAGCACACGAACAAGUCCAAGGGCUACGCGUUCAUCUCGUUCAUGGACCCUUUUGAUUGCGCGAAAGCGUUGCGGGAGAUGUCGGGCAAAUACAUCGGGAACCGCCCUUGUAAAUUGCAGAAGUCGACGUGGAACGAGCGCACUUUGUCGGAAGUGCGGAAGAAGGACAAGAAGAAGCGCAAGGCCCAGAAGCAGUGGGGGAUCUCGGCGUAAGUGUAGUUCCUAGCAAGGCCGUCGGGAUGUCGCGUCGAUGGCGUCGGGGGGGAGGAAUUUGGCGCGUG
Molecule: messenger RNA, 873 nt
Organism: Pelagomonas calceolata
Lineage: Eukaryota; Pelagophyceae; Pelagomonadales; Pelagomonadaceae
Source: the annotation of a GenBank genome assembly